Racocetra persica is the source of this 393-nucleotide messenger RNA. Lineage: Eukaryota; Fungi; Glomeromycota; Glomeromycetes; Diversisporales; Gigasporaceae. The record is from the annotation of a GenBank genome assembly.
AUGUUCCCAGGGGAGCACCUUGACCCCCUGUUCAUACCAAAGCUGAUGCAGGAUGAAAGGAAGAGUAAAGGUAGCGAAGUUUUACCUGCUGGAACUAUUCCCCACUCAUUCUCACCCGCUGAGAAGAGAACGGGGAAUGAUACUUGGCUAGACAACGUAUUCGGGGUUCAAAAAGAAAACCAAAUGGGAAAGAGAUUGGGGAAAUUCCCAAAUCUUCUUCGAAUGGGACAAACAACUAUUAUUACAGGUGAAUACCAAAAACGAACCAAAGUUUACGACGAUGCAGGUAAUUGGGUUGAUACUAAGCCUCUAAAUUCAAUCACAAGAAAUGUGAACCUUUAUUCAACAUCUACCCACAAAAAUCCAUUCAUGAUUAUACUCCUCAAGAACUAA